GGAGGGGAGGAGAACACGCCCCUUGGCCCCACAAGUGCAACUUCAUUUACCAGCUCCCAGUAGAAGGAAACUGCGAGUCUGGAAGUGGCUGCGAGGCUCCUGGCCGGCUUGGCUGCUCGCCCCAGCGGGCAGAGGCGGCAGGAGGGACUGACCCAGCCGCGAUCCCCCGGGGGCUCGGCAGCCGGGGCUAAGCUGUUGUCCUGCUGUGCAUGAAGCGUGUUUGAAGUCAUGUCCAGAAGGAAAGUCCUCUAGAUCAGAGUAACCUAACCUGGAGAGAGCCCUGCUGAGCACCCUGGGCCUCACAGCUGUGUUUUCUCCACAGCAUUUUUCACGUGAAUAGAGAUGCAAUGGAGGUAGAGUCCAGCACCUACAGCGACUUCAUCUCCUGCGACCGGGCUGGCCGGAGGAACGCUGUCCAUGACAUCCAGCGAGAGGCAACCACCAUCAGCAUGCGCAAGCUGACCGAGGACAUGGGUGACCUCGCUGUUGAAGGAGCAGAAAGCCAAAGAGAUGCCAGUUCUUCUGACAGUGACCCUGGAGCAAGACCAAAGGGGCAAGAAAGCAGCCCCUCCCCAUGAGAGCAAAAAGGGUGUGGGAUGGGCAGGAGGAGGGCCUUGCUGAGAACAUUCAACAAGAAUUUGUUGCAUCUGUGAACAAAAGCCAACCUGGAACAGCAAGUCGUCUGUCACAUGCCUUGCUGGAACCGUGCUUGUGUAGAGAGACACAGGACACUUGCAAGGACUUGCACCUCCUAAAGACUUCUGCCCCCAUCCCUAAUGGUCUAGGGCAACACUGCCAUGGUUGUAGUGAUAUGAGCCAUUCUUGAGAUGCCUUAGCUGCAAUUUUCUCUUAGGGGAAAAACAGUUUCAGUAAUAAUAGACACACCAGAUUUUUCUGUCCAAGGUACCUUCCUCCUUUGCAGAUUUAGACUAUUAUUUAUUCUGUUUCUAUAGGGUAGAAAUUUAGGUUGAUGGUUUUUCUAAGCCUCACCCUCAUCUGCAUCUUACACCUGGCCUCUGGAUUGUCCACAUGGCCCCUUGUCAGGGUGGGCAGUGGGGAAAGGACCCAAGCUGUCCUGCUGCCCUCAUGUCACCACCACUCGCCUGUGCUGCUGCUGCUUAGCAUCAGGAAAGGACCAAAGCACAGCUCUGUGGGGAUGAGCCCCACCUGGAGACCCAGCAGCACCAGCCACAAGCAUCUUUUUCUUCAGGUUUUAACACUUCAAGAUGUUAUUAAGGGGAGGGGAGAAACAUUUUGGUGGUUUGACUGUUGACAUUCAGGCUUAACUUUGCAAGCUGUUAGCUGAGAUGAUCUCUGGUAGGAUCUCACACCCUUCUGUCUUUAAGGAGACAUUUUUGUGUUAAAGAUGGUUUGAUAAAACUACAUAAGCUGUUGGAAUAAAUGACAGCCUUCAAGUA
This is a messenger RNA of Taeniopygia guttata (zebra finch), 1418 nucleotides long. The record is from RefSeq and is a predicted model, not a curated record. NCBI's taxonomy places the organism in Eukaryota, Metazoa, Chordata, Aves, Passeriformes, Estrildidae.